CUGUUAAGCCCCCUCACGUGCCUCACACGUGAGGGUAAUUUCAUCAUUUCAUAUGUCAGGGACCAUUUUUGCAUAGACGUUUUUUUGGAUUAAUUGACAUUUACCCCUCAUUUACUUUCCCCAACACUCGUCAACUCCCCAACUCCCAACUCCCUCCUUCUUGCUUCUGCUCCAUUGAACCUGCAAAAAACCCUCGUUGCUUAUCCAAACAAGAUAAUCGACACUACACAUAUAAGGGCAUACGUUUAAUACGAAAUGGUGUUCGUAAUGUGGCAUAUCAGACCAAAACACGAAGUUGUUGAUGUAUCAACUGUAUAUGCUGGUGCACCCACAUGGUUUAGUAUUAAGCUUCAUCACGGUGGGAAAUUUACUAAAUUACCUGAUAUAAAGUUACCCAGACCCACGAAUUCUGAAUUCGCUGAUGAAUCCCCAGUUAUAUACUACCAUUUUAGGAUACCCAAUGGUGACUUUCAAUUUGGUCUUAGAGCUUUAGGGAAUGAUCAGGAUGUGAUCAACCUUUCUAAAUACAUUGCACAUAACAAGCUGAUUGAGGUGUACACAGAGCAUGGAAAGACAAAUUUAUUGACUUACUUCAUGUCACCAAAUGCAAAGGGUAAAGUUGUCAUUGAGGAAUUACCAGAAAAUGAUGAUCAAGGGGCUGAAGUUGAGGGUCAAGUUCAUGCAGAUUCUCCAAUGAAAAAUGUGAACCAUGGUAAUGGUGAGCCUAUUGGUGAGUUCAUGUCUCUGAUUCUUUUUGGGAGUAAGAAUGAUAGUUUCUCACCAGAGUAUAGAAGGGGUAGGGUUGGGAAUUCCAAAAUAGGUGAAAGUUCUUGUAGCAAGAGGCUUAAUUUAGAUUAUAUUGAUGAGGUUGUUCACAUUUCAAAGGAAAAGAAUGAUGAUCUGGAUGGUUCAACUAAUGUUCAGGAGGCAGCAACUUGUGUUCAUAUUGAUGAGAUGGAUGGUGUUAGGGAGGCUGCAAAUGUUGUUCAAGAGGCAUCAACUUUUGAUGAAGAAGGCUACAACACCCCCUGUUAA
Lactuca saligna is the source of this 1035-nucleotide messenger RNA. The record is from the annotation of a GenBank genome assembly. NCBI's taxonomy places the organism in Eukaryota, Viridiplantae, Streptophyta, Magnoliopsida, Asterales, Asteraceae.